AUGACGAUUCGCAAGCUCGACCCAGCAUCUUUCGAAGAGUGGGAGAAAAGUGUUAGCGAGAAACGCGAGCCCCCCACGUUUGCGGAGCUCAAGGCGUUUCUCAUCGGUCGCAUCCACACCCUCGAAGCCGUGGAGCAAGCUCAUGCUCAUAAUCAAAUCGCGACGUCGAAACCGCACUCAUCGCAAGGAAGGUCAAAUCUUCAGACGACAAGGUCACAUACAGCGCAAUCAAAGGAACAGUCGUGUGCUUGUUGCAAAGGCAACCACUACAUUGCGUUCUGUUCGACCUUUCGCGACAAAUCUCUGGAUCAAAGAAGGAAAGUGGUUUCUGCGAAAAAGCUUUGCUUCAAUUGUCUCGGUCCACAUCAGCAGAAGGACUGUCGAUCCAACAAAACGUGUCGCGUGUGCAACGGUCAACAUCAUUCCUUCCUGCAUCGAAACUCUUCUUCAAUCUCGACAGCUGCCAACAGCGGCACAUCUCAAGGACAGGCCGCAGUAGCGCAACCUGCAGUGCAGAACGCACCGAUCUCGAACAGCGCCUCUCAGGUGAGCAACCACUCAGCUCAGCCUACAAUGAUCAAGCGCUCUCCAGUUCUUUUCGCCACAGUGCAAUUGAUCGCUUCGAAUCCGGAGACUGGAGAAAGAAUCAUCGCUCGCGCUCUACUCGAUCAAGGAUCCGAAAGUUCAUUCGUCACGGAGUCGCUAGCGCAACAAUUGCGACUACGUCGGCAUCAAGCAACGAUACCGAUCAUUGGCGUCGGAGCUCAUCAAUCGGCAGUGACUCGCGGCAUCGCGACAUUGCAACUCCAAUCUCGUGCUCACACCUCGUUCUCAUGUCAGGUGGAGGCACUCGUGCUUCCACGACUCACAUCGUAUCUACCCUCAUUUCGACUUCUCGUCGAAGACUGGCCUCAUCUACGAGGACUCAACCUCGCGGAUCCAAGCUUUGCACAUCCCAGUCAAAUCGACGUAAUUCUCGGAGCUGACAUCUACAGCAACAUCAUUGGUCAAGGAGUUAGAAGAGGAGCACCAGGAACACCAAUCGCGCAAGAAACUCAGUUCGGUUGGGUCCUCUCCGGCUGCGUUUCAGCGGAAGCAGCAAGCCCCUCGUAUAGCGCAGUCCAAGGCUUCCAAUGCUCCCUCGAUCACGAACUGCUCGAUCUCGUGCAGCAGUUUUGGAAGCAGGAAGAAGUGUCGAAACCUUUGGCACUAACUUCCGAAGAAGAGCGUUGUGAGCAACACUUUCGCGAAACGGUUUCUCGAACUGCGUCCGGUCGUUACGUAGUUCGGCUGCCGCUCAAAGACAAUUCGGUAGAGCUCGGCAACUCGCGGAAUCCCGCGCAUCAAAUGCUCCUUCGUUUGGAGAAACGGUUCGGUAGCGACGCGAAACUCAAGGAGGCUUACUCGAGCUUCCUUCGUGAAUAUCGUGAACUCGGGCACAUGCGUCGCGCUAUCAAUACACCUGAAGACAAUUCCCGCGUGUUUUAUCUUCCCCAUCACGGUGUAGUUCGCGACAGCAGUUCAACAACAAAGUUGCGUGUCGUGUUCAACGGGUCUCAAAGAACCAACCUCGGACUCUCUCUCAAUGACAAUCUUCUCGUCGGUCCAAAAGUGCAAACCGACCUCGCGGACGUUCUCUUACGCUGGCGACAAUAUCCAGUCGCGUUCUCAUCAGACGUCGUCAAGAUGUACCGACAAAUUUUGGUCCACAAUGAUGACCAAGAUUCUCAGCGAAUCCUCUGGAGGGAAGAACCAGAGCUACCGAUUGAAGAAUAUCAACUGACUACGGUAACGUAUGGUCUUGCAAGCGCUCCGUAUCUCGCGAUCCGUGUUCUUCAUCAACUCGUUCAGGACGAAGGUAAGCAGUAUCCCUUUGCGAGCCACGUCAUUCUCGAGAACACGUACGUCGACGACAUCCUCUCAGGAGCAGAGGACGUUGAUCAAGGUCGCGAGAAAAUCAACGAACUCAAUCAAUUGCUCAAGGCGGGCGGCUUUGAACUUUAA
Molecule: messenger RNA, 2004 nt
Organism: Neodiprion virginianus
Lineage: Eukaryota; Metazoa; Arthropoda; Insecta; Hymenoptera; Diprionidae
Exons: 1
Coding region: 1-2004 (667 amino acids)
Source: RefSeq, a predicted model, not a curated record